CAGCUGCGGCCAGCGGUGCCGACGUCAGGCCCUGCCCCCGCGGUGCUGACGUCGGCUGCCCGCCGGGGUGACCUCAUCGCCCCGACGGCGGCCCGGCCGAGGGGCGGGGAGAGGCGGGGGCGGCCCCGGCGCUGGCAAAGGCUCGGGGGCCGGGGCGCGGCCGUGCAGCUCUCGCCGGAGCCGAGCCGAGCCGAGCCGCCCGCAGCCGCCCCCCGCGCCAUGGCCGGCCUCAACUCGCUGGAGGCGGUGAAACGCAAGAUCCAGGCCCUGCAGCAGCAGGCGGACGAGGCGGAGGACCGCGCGCAGGGCCUGCAGCGAGAGCUGGACGGCGAGCGCGAGCGGCGCGAGAAAGCCGAAGGGGAUGUGGCCGCCCUCAACCGGCGCAUCCAGCUGGUGGAGGAGGAGCUGGACCGGGCGCAGGAGCGACUGGCCACGGCGCUGCAGAAGCUGGAGGAGGCAGAAAAGGCUGCAGAUGAGAGCGAGAGAGGGAUGAAGGUCAUUGAGAACCGGGCCAUGAAGGACGAGGAGAAGAUGGAGAUUCAGGAGCUGCAGCUCAAAGAGGCCAAGCAUAUCGCCGAGGAGGCUGACCGCAAGUACGAGGAGGUCGCUCGUAAGCUGGUGGUGCUAGAGGGCGAGCUGGAGCGCGCCGAGGAGCGGGCCGAGGUGUCUGAGCUCAAAUGUGGGGACCUGGAAGAGGAGCUGAAGAACAUCACCAACAACCUGAAGUCGCUGGAGGCGGCCUCGGAGAAGUACUCUGAAAAAGAAGAUAAAUACGAAGAAGAGAUCAAACUUCUGUCGGACAAACUGAAAGAGGCUGAGACCCGGGCCGAGUUCGCGGAGAGGACGGUGGCAAAACUGGAGAAGACCAUCGACGACCUGGAAGACAAGCUGUUCGCUUCGAAGCUCAAGACUCAGGCCCGGGGUGCGGCACUGGAGCCCGCUCCGCCCUCUGACGCCUCCCUCUGCCGUGGCCCCAGGGCCCAGUUUCCCUGUUCUCCACUGGCCACCAGGAGCAGGACCUCUCAGGGCCUUGUCGGGGCUUCGGGACAGGACGCUGGGACAGCUCCACUGACUGGGGCACAGGCCUUGCAGAAAAACUGGCCCAGGCCAAAGAAGAGAACGUGGGCUUACACCAGACACUGGACCAGACGCUAAACGAACUUAACUGUAUCUAGCGUGGCCGCUCCCUGGCGCGCCCCGGCUCUGCGGAUUGCUGGGCCAGUCGUGAAUAGUGACCAAAUAUUUUGUAUCAGAGAAAGCUUCGAGCACCAGCCCCUUCGCCUGCCUUCCUUCCUCCCUUCCUUCUCUCUGCUUGGCAGGGUCCCUCCACGCUCAUUCUUCAGCCGCAGUCCGGGACAGGUGGGCUCCGGGGCGGGUAGGCUGGGCAGCGGGGUGAGCGGACAGCCCCCCGCUCCCCCCUCCCAGCCGCCACGGGCGCCUGGUUGGCUGCAAGGCCCGUGCACACACGCUUCCUGCAACGCAGGGGGGGGACCGUCCCAUUCAAACAAGCAGGGGCUUUUCCACCCAGAGCUCAGGCGGAUGGCCACACUACGGCCAGUUAACCUGAUCAUCCCAGCUCUUUCUGCCUACCACCCAUGGAACAGCCUCUCCGUAGGGGCGGGGGGUUCUCCAGACCCCUGCAGCCCCCGGCCCCCCAGAGCUGUUCCUCCACCUGCACUGGAACAGCUGCGGUAGGCGGGAGGGGAGGUGGCUACCAUGUCCUAGCAGCGCUGAACACUGGUCAAGCCCCUGCCCGGCAGCAGCCCUCUGUCCUUCAGAGCAGCCAGCCGAUCUCCCUUCCCUGGAUAGUCUUCAGGACCCAGUGGGUGAAAGGCCGAGAAACUCCUGAUUAAACUGGAUCUGGGGCCCUCUGAGCCAAGGCUGCGCCUCUGGGCUCUGUCUCAUUUCUGCUUUUCCCAGUGAACAUCUCAGAGCUGAAACAUUCCAUGCAUCCCCCCGGCGCAGCAUGGGGACCAGCCGAUGUUUACAGUCCCUCCCCUUCCCGGCCCGAGAGCGCCCUGCUGCCGGCCUCCCGGCCACUGCUCCCACUGUCCUAUUUAUUGAGCGCCACACUACCUGACACACACUAGCCAAGGUGCAAUGAUGAAUGAAGUCCACUCCCCUAGAUUCUCGCAACUGUGUCCUAUGUAACAGUUUCACUUUUUCUACAUUUUGGUCAAAUAAAUUUUUACAUAAAGGA
Messenger RNA from Sorex fumeus (smoky shrew), 2200 nucleotides. It is a transcript of the gene TPM4, whose product is annotated as tropomyosin 4. Gene Ontology annotation, biological process: actin filament organization; muscle contraction. Gene Ontology annotation, cellular component: actin filament. Gene Ontology annotation, molecular function: actin filament binding. Bases 220 to 1155 code for a protein of 311 amino acids. The transcript has 9 exons. Lineage: Eukaryota; Metazoa; Chordata; Mammalia; Eulipotyphla; Soricidae. The record is from RefSeq and is a predicted model, not a curated record.